Molecule: messenger RNA, 1800 nt
Organism: Uranotaenia lowii
Lineage: Eukaryota; Metazoa; Arthropoda; Insecta; Diptera; Culicidae
Exons: 1
Coding region: 1-1800 (599 amino acids)
Source: RefSeq, a predicted model, not a curated record
AUGUCCAACGAUCGUCGCCUUAAAAACCUAAGGACCCGGCACAGGAGUUUGCUGGCAUCCUUCUCUAACAUCCGGGCAUUCGUUGAAACCUACGACGAAGAACAACACGAAUGUCAAGUUGCUGGUCGUCUAGAGCACCUGGUGUCGUUGUGGAAUGAUUUCAACGGAGUGCAAGCGGAGUUAGAAACUCUGGAUGAAGCCGAGAUCGACAACCAUCUGAAGCAACGCGUCGAGUUCGAAUUUUCAUUUUUCGAAGUCAAGGGAUUUCUGUUAUCGAAAAAUAAACAUUCUCCGUCGACGCCAGCAUCCUCAUCCUCUCAUUCUGCGCCUCAUAGCCCUGCUUGGUCGUCACACGUAAGACUACCCGACGUGAAACUUCCGGUCUUCAGCGGUAGCAUCGACAGUUGGCUAAAUUUUCAUGACUUGUUCGUCUCGCUGGUCCACUCUUCUCACGAACUUUCAAAUAUCCAAAAAUUCUAUUACCUCCGCUUUUCGCUAAGUGGAGAAGCCUUGAAGCUUAUCCAAACUAUCAAUAUCAGCACAAACAACUACAUCGUCGCUUGGACCCUUUUGGUUGAGCACUAUCAGAAGCCUGCACGGUUGAAGCAAUCGUAUGUGGAUUCCUUGUUCGAGUUUUCUUCUUUGAAGCGUGAAUCAUCUACGGAACUGCGUUUUCUUGUCGAAAGGUUUGAAGCAAAUGUGAAAUUCCUUACACAACUGGGGGAGAAAACGCAAUUUUGGGACAUCCUUUUGAUAAGAAUGCUUAGCAUCAGACUCGACCCGACUACUAGACGUGACUGGGAAGAACACUCAUCAACUCUAUCGACUGUUACUUUCCACGACCUCACGGAAUUCAUCCAGCGACGUGCCAGUGUCCUUGAAGCCCUUUCGAAAAACGUAGAACCAGUAUCGAACAAUGUCGUCAAGAAACCUCCUACGCGCGUGAUCGCCAGCCAUGGAGCAAAUCAAUCCAAUUUCCGAAAGUGUGUAGUUUGUUCCGACCACCAUCCGCUAUAUUUAUGCUCGACCUUUUCAAAGCUUAGUCUCGAAGAGAAGGAGAGGGAAGUCCGCCGACACCAGCUGUGCCGAAACUGUCUCAGAAAGGGCCACCAGGUUAAGGAUUGUUCUUCAACAAGUGUCUGCAGAUACUGCCGAAACCGUCACCACUCGCAGCUUUGUUCUACUGGAAUCUCCAAGACUUCCGACACAACGAAGCAACGACAACCAACUACUUCUUCGAACCCACCGCCGUCAGUGUCACUCUCUGCUGCUUCAGCCGAGGCUCCAUGUUUCACAACAUCCAAAACCAACCGCAAAACUAUUCUCCUGGCAACUGCAUUACUCACCCUCGUAGAUGACAACGGUACAGAGCACGUAGCCCGAGCACUUCUCGACUCCGGAAGUGAAUCUUGUUUCAUCACGCAAUCUUUCUCUCAGCUGAUCAAGGUCCAUCGUCAAAAGCUGAACUGUCCCAUCGUAGGAAUCGGCCAGUCCACAACGCAAGCUCGCUUCAAAAUUCGUUCUUCUAUUCGCUCCCGUGUGUGCCAGUACUCCCCCACAUUAGACUUUCUUGUGUUGCCAAAGGUCACUAUAGAUCUUCAAUCAACCGAAAUAAACGCAUCAUCGUUGAAGAUUCCACCUGAAAUAGAGCUAGCCGAUCCGUCCUUUCACAAAACCAGUCGAAUCGAUAUGAUUUUAGGCGCAGAAAUCUUUUUUGAGCUGUUCGAAACCUCCGGAAGAAUCAAUCUUGGUGAUGGCCAGCCAACACUCAUCAAUUCUGUCUUCGGAUGGGUUGUCUAG